AUGAAGGCGAUUCUCAUUGAAAAGGCAUUGAAUUCUGUUGACCAGAUGACCGUCCACACCGUACCCGACCCCGUCCCCGAGAAGGGCGAGAUUCUUGUUGACUGCAAGGCCGCCGGUCUCAACUUUUUCGACAUUCUCCAGGUCCAGGAGAAGUACCAGAUUAAGCCUCCAUACCCAUACAUCCCCGGUGCAGAGUUCGCAGGGGUUAUUACACAGAUCCACCCCGAGACCAAGACCUCUUUCAAGAUUGGCGAUCGCGUCUUUGGCUCGACUCAGGGCUGCUACGCCGAAAAGCUCACCGUCGCUGCCAAGAACCUCCUUCCCAUCCCCAACAACAUCUCGUUCGAGCAAGCUGCAGGUCUCUUCAUCACCUACCCCACCUCCUAUGUCGCCCUCGCUAUCCGUGCCCAGCUCAAGAAAGGUGAAUGGUGCCUUAUUCACGCUGCCGCCGGAGGAGUCGGUCUGUCUGCUGUCCAGAUCGCCAAGGCUCUCGGCGCCAAGGUCAUUGCCACUGCAGGAUCUCAAGAGAAGCUUGACGUUGCCCUCAAGAACGGCGCUGAUUUCGCAGUCAACUACCGGGACAAGGAUUGGGCCGCCCAGGUCCUUAAGAUUACUGGAGGCAAGGGCGCAGAUGUGAUUUAUGACCCUGUCGGAUUGAUCAACGAGUCCCUCCGCUGUGCUGCCUGGUGCGCCCGUGUGCUCGUCGUCGGUUUCGCUGCUGGUACCAUUGAGAAGAUUCCUGCCAACCGAAUCCUGUUGAAGAACAUUUCUGUGGUCGGCGUCCAUUGGGGUGCCUACGGCAAGCACGACGUGGCAACCAUUGCCCAGGUCUGGACAGAGUUGUUGGAUCUAUUUGCAAAGGAGAAGUUGGUUCCUGUUGUCUAUGACAAGAUCUACCAGGGCCUGGAUUCAGUCAAGACUGGAUUGAAUGACUUGGCUUCCAGGAAGACGUUCGGGAAGGCCAUUGUCGCCAUCAACGCCGUCGCUCCUUCCCCCAGCAAACUGUGA
This is a messenger RNA of Linnemannia hyalina, 1008 nucleotides long. Lineage: Eukaryota; Fungi; Mortierellomycota; Mortierellomycetes; Mortierellales; Mortierellaceae. The record is from the annotation of a GenBank genome assembly.